AUGACGUCACUGUGCGGCACCGGCAGGAAGAGGGGCUCGGCGGCGCACGUGGGGGGCGGCGCGGCGGGCGGGCAAAUGGCGAGUUCCGCGGGCUUGGCUCUGUGCGGGCAGGUGCUGGUGGUGCGGGGCGGCAGCCGGUUCCUGGCCACCUCCACUGCGAACAGUGAUGGUGACGUUCUCUUCACAUAUGAUUGCAGCACUGCAGGAAAGAAGUCAGAAGAAAAUAAAGGGGAGGACGGGCAGUCCGUGGAUAAGGGGAGUGACACGAUUCUGGCGUCCACCUUUGCCAAGUCGGGCCGCUAUUUUGCUUUAACUGAUGACAGUAAGCGUCUGAUUCUUUUCCGUACAAAACCAUGGCAAUGUCUGAGUGUCAGGACCGUGGUGAGGAGGUGCACGGCCCUGACCUUCACGGCCUCGGAGGAGAAGCUUUUGGUGGCCGACAAGUCUGGGGAUGUUUAUUCCUUUUCGGUGUUGGAGCCACAGGAAUGCGGCAAGCUUGAGCUUGGGCACCUGUCGAUGCUGUUGGAUGUGGCCGUGAGUCCCGACGACCGCUAUGUCCUCACUGCCGACCGGGACGAGAAGAUCCGGGUCAGCUGGGCCGUGGCGCCGCACAGCAUCGAGUCCUUCUGCCUCGGUCAUGCAGAGUUCGUCAGCCGUGUCCUCGUGGUGCCCGACCACCCUGAGCUGCUGUUGUCUUCCUCUGGGGACUGCACCCUGAGGCUCUGGGAGUACCGAAGUGGCCGAGAGCUGCACUGCUGUCACCUGACCAGCCUGCAGGAGCCGGCAGAGCCGUGGGGUGACAAGAGGUUCGCCGCGUCCAGGAUCACUUACUGCAGCCAGGAGAGCUGCGUGGCGCUGCUGUGUGACUGUAUUCCUGUGGUCUACAUCUUCCAGCUCGAUGCCCACAGACAGCAGCUGGGUUACAGACAGCAGCUGGCUUUUCAGCACAGAGUGUGGGACAUUGUUUUCGAGGAGGGCCAGGGACUGUGGGUCCUGCAAGACUGCCGGGAAGCCCCCCUUGUGCUCUGCAGGCCUGUGGAUGGCCGGUGGCAGGCUGAUCCUGAAAGUGCCGCCUUAAGGAAGGUCUCUGCCCAUCUUCAGAGGAAUUGGGCCAUGUUGGAAGGUGAGAGUGUGAGCACAGCCUGCUUUUCAGGACGAUGUCCCGGAUGGGCCACAGACAGGGCCAGCUUGCAGAAUACCAUACACAGUAGGAAACCCCUUCUGUGGGCGAGAGCCCAGGAUAUGUGGCAUGUUCCCGUGUCCCCGUCCACAAGGCCGGCGGCUGGUCAGGGCACCGAGAAGCUGACCCACGCCCAGGCAGGGCGUCAGGGUGAUUGAGCUGCAUGGGAACCAGGGUCAGGGUUGGAGUCCUGUCCACCUCUUUGCCUUCAGGACUGUGUGUCGCAGGUCCUCUGGGUGGGGCUGCUAGUUGGUGGGCCUCCAGAUGGAGUGGCAGAUGACUCACGGGCCCCGAAUGCUGGCUCUGAGUGACCACGUGUGUGUGGUUCCUGGCCACGAAGUCAGGCAUGGGGACAGAUAGUGGACUACCGUGGGUCUCCGUGGCCCAGGGUGGGUCCCAGUAGGAAUACAAGGCCAAGGGAAGAGGAGAGGCAGUAGUGGGAAGGCGGACUCCCCCCCC
This is a messenger RNA of Ailuropoda melanoleuca (giant panda), 1639 nucleotides long. It is a transcript of the gene WDR4, whose product is annotated as WDR4 tRNA N7-guanosine methyltransferase non-catalytic subunit. The coding region runs from base 1 to 1338 and encodes 445 amino acids. Gene Ontology annotation, cellular component: tRNA methyltransferase complex; nucleus; cytosol. The transcript has 10 exons. The record is from RefSeq and is a predicted model, not a curated record. Lineage: Eukaryota; Metazoa; Chordata; Mammalia; Carnivora; Ursidae. Gene Ontology annotation, biological process: RNA (guanine-N7)-methylation; tRNA modification. Gene Ontology annotation, molecular function: protein binding.